ACUUGAGAAGCUUUUGUUUUCUUCAUCUUUUCUUCCUCGAAUCUCUACCCCCUCCACUGCGCUGUUCUUUAAUGGUGGAUCUGAAACUCACUUGAUUCGCUACGUAGGUUGCAGGUUUUUUUUUUUUUGAGCCUGAGUAGAAUCUUUCUGCAACUCGAAGUUUUCCUAGAUCGAAGAUGCUCGACGGCCUACUUGGGCGAGGCUAUGCCGGGAAAUGUAAAUCGUUGAUUAAACUGACCAAGAGUCGGAUCGAUGUGAUACGACGGAAGCGGAACGCGACGCAGAAGUUCUUGAAGAAAGACAUAGCUGAUCUGCUCUAUAAUGGCCUUGAUAUCAAUGCUUAUGGCAGGGCUGAAGGAUUUCUAGUCGAAUUGAACCUUUCGUGGUGCUAUGAUUUUAUCGAGACAUGUAGCGACUUUGUUUUGAAGCAUCUUACGGUCCUGCAAAAACUGAGAGAUUGCCCUGAGGAUUGUAGGGAAGCUGUAUCAUCGAUAAUGUUUGCUGCUGCAAGAUUUUCUGAUUUGCCAGAGUUACGUGAUCUUAGGAAUAUGUUUCAUGAGAGAUAUGGAAAUUCUUUGGAAUUAUUUGUCAAUCAGGAGUUUGUUGAGAAUUUAGCAUCAAAACCUUCUACAUUGGAGAAGAGAGUCAUGUUAAUGGAACAAAUAGCAUUAGAAUUUUCAAUAAAAUGGGACAGCAAGGACUUUGAGCAAAGGAUUUCUAAACCGGCUGCAGUUGCUAAGGGCCAUCCAAGGACUUAUGGUUCUUUCCAUGUCAAUGAUGACAAGUCUAAAUCAAGUAAUGGGAAGGAUGUCUAUUCACAAGGAAAUAAGACUAAUGUUAAAUCUCAAGAAAAGCUUGAAGUAAGUAAUGAUGGGCAUCGAUUGGGCAACAAGAAGGAGGAUAAUUACUCAAACAGGAAUGAGCUCAACCAUCAGUCUAGACAAGAGUCCUUUGAGGGGUACAGACCAAUAAAUGGAAGGGAAGGGAAGGACAAUCAUGAUGCGUCAUUAUGGGGAAGAAAAGAAGCUUCUGCUAGUAAGCGUGAAAUUUGGGAUGGGAUGGAGGGUGUCACUUCAACAAAAGGUAGGGUACGCAGUUCAUCUCAUGGGAGAAGCAUGGACAGAAACGAUGGUGGAGGCAAGCUGCCAGAAGUAAGGGAGAAUAAUGUUCCUAGAAUAGAUGACAGGGACAUUUUACUCAAGGGGAAGCCAGAUCUUAGUCCUAGCCAUGCAGGACAAAAAUUGAAGAAUCAUGAUAAAGAUUCAUUUAUGGGUGAUGGUCAUGAUAUUGAUGAUACAACAAGGAGAGCUCGGGAGGAUACAUCUCGCUUAAAACCCCAUUACAAUGGUAUGCUCCCUCCUCCAUAUGUUAAACCAAAUACUAAAUUGAAGGACAGCAAGCAUGGUGCCGGUUUGAGUUUUGGAUCUUCAAGUUCUGAUUUGGACAAUGAUACAGUCUUGAAAGAUGCUUCUGCACAUAAAAAAGCCUUCACAGUAAAUAGGUCAGACAAGAACCAAGAAGGGUUAAAUCAUCCUGAUGAUCAGAGACCAAAAUUUGCACCUGCAACUGUGAAUGGUUAUCACGGCAGUGAAAAAGGUUAUUAUUAUCAGAAUGAUGGUAUUGAUAACCCCAUUCCGAAACCAAGAUCCAAUAGAAGGCGGCAUCAUGUAAAAUCGUCUAGUCAAGAUGAUUUUGACAAUGAUGAACACACACGCGCUGUAAGGGGAAAAUCCAGAAGCAGGAGAAGGGAUGACUCUAGACGGGGCUUGCAAGUCUUGUUUGAUGAUGACCAACAUAAGGAUGAUGAAGAGGAAAGGAUAAUUGAUAAACUGUUGAUGCAUUACAGUAAGAAGCCAUCAUCCUAUGAAGAAGGAAAGGUAAGAAGAAAACCAUCAAGAAGUCAUCGUGCACAUCACUGGGGCACGGAAGCAGGUGAAGCCCCAUCAAACAUAACCAGAGAUGGGUCUGAUGAAAUGUCUGGGAUUCCUCCUAUUCGAUCUACGUCUCUGCCUCCUGAACCAACAACUCAACCACAAGCAAAAGUGUUUGCCCGUGCUGCUACUUUUCAGCCAGAUAGGUCAAAUGCAGACCGACAUGUGCAUCCUAAAUUACCUGAUUAUGAUGACCUGGCUGCCCAAUUUGCGGCUCUGAGAGGGAGAUAAAGUAUGAGUUCUGCCGAUCCUAAACUUGUUUUCUUCUGCUCUCCCAUGCAAUGAGGGGUGCAAUCUUCCAACUUGCAAUUUUUCAGUAUUGAGUGUUGUCUUUGUGUGUAUGUACUUCUUGCAUUGCUCUCUGACGUUCUGCAAGUCACCAUAUCAUGUAUACAUACCUCUUUAAUUUCUACGCCGCCACAAGUUUGUAAAACAUGUAUCAUGCAUGUACCUUCGUACGAUACAGAGCCUAACAUUGAUGGAUGGAAAUUCAGAUUCAGAAA
This is a messenger RNA of Rubroshorea leprosula, 2434 nucleotides long. Lineage: Eukaryota; Viridiplantae; Streptophyta; Magnoliopsida; Malvales; Dipterocarpaceae. The record is from the annotation of a GenBank genome assembly.